AUGAUCGAGUUAAUUAUCCAACCUUCAAAUCGACAACUACAACUUCUCGUAUCAACUUCAUUUGGACUUCUUCAGAAUAUGCCUACAACUUCAAUACUUGUAACACCUAAAAAACAACAAACACAACAUUCUGAAAAAAACUAUUUACAACUACGACAAAAUGAAUGA
This is a messenger RNA of Funneliformis geosporum, 168 nucleotides long. Lineage: Eukaryota; Fungi; Glomeromycota; Glomeromycetes; Glomerales; Glomeraceae. The record is from the annotation of a GenBank genome assembly.